Messenger RNA from Paralichthys olivaceus (Japanese flounder), 470 nucleotides. Its product is annotated as hepcidin. Gene Ontology annotation, cellular component: extracellular region. The record is from RefSeq and is a predicted model, not a curated record. NCBI's taxonomy places the organism in Eukaryota, Metazoa, Chordata, Actinopteri, Pleuronectiformes, Paralichthyidae. Gene Ontology annotation, biological process: intracellular iron ion homeostasis; defense response to bacterium.
GUAAAUGCUGCCAGUGAUGAGGAAACGGUGUCCUCUGUCAGUACAAAUACCAGCACAGUGCACAUUCAACCAUCAGACAGGUGAACUGAGAGGAGCUGACAAGAGUCACCAGCAGAGUCGAAGAACUUAAACAACUUAACUCAGUCUCAAAGAUGAAGACAUUCAGUGCUGCAGUCACCGUGGCCGUCGUGCUCGUCUUUAUUUGCAUCCAGCAGAGCUCUGCCACUUCUCCUGAGGUACAAGAGCUGGAGGAGGCAGUGAGCAGUGACAAUGCAGCUGCUGAACAUCAGGAGCAAUCAGCGGACUCAUGGAUGAUGCCACAAAACAGACAGAAGCGUGACGUCAAGUGUGGUUUUUGCUGCAAAGAUGGUGGCUGUGGAGUGUGCUGCAAUUUCUGAGAGAUGUGACUGUAUCACCCACGCAUUUUCUCUAUUGAGGAGUAUUUUCAAUAAAUGCCAAUCCUCCUUUAA